UGUGGUCUCAGCCCACGUGGUUCCGGCUCCGGAAAUGGCGGCGGCAGGCAGCCCGGCUUCUCUCGAGUCCGCGCCACGGAUCUUGCGGCUGGUGGCCGAAUGCGGUCGUUCGAGGGCUCGGGCGGGGGAGCUGCGGCUGCCGCAUGGGACCGUGGCUACCCCUGUGUUCAUGCCUGUGGGGACGCAGGCCACCAUGAAGGGCAUCACGGCGGAGCAGCUGGACGGCCUGGGGUGCCGCAUCUGCUUGGGCAACACCUACCACCUGGGGCUGAGGCCGGGCCCGGAGCUCAUCCAGAAGGCCCGGGGUCUCCACGGCUUCAUGAGUUGGCCCCACAAUCUGCUCACGGAUAGCGGCGGCUUCCAGAUGGUGUCCCUGUUCUCCCUGUCCGAGGUGACUGAGGAGGGCGUCCGCUUCCGCUCGCCCUACGACGGCGAGGAGACACUUUUGAGCCCAGAGAGGUCCGUGCAGAUCCAGAACGCUCUGGGCUCUGACAUCAUCAUGCAGUUGGAUGAUGUCGUGAGCAGCACAGUGACAGGCCCUCGAGUGGAGGAGGCUAUGCACAGGUCAGUCCGCUGGCUAGACAGGUGCAUUGCAGCCCAUCAGCAUCGGGACAAGCAGAACCUCUUUGCCAUCAUCCAGGGUGGACUGAAUGCCGAUCUCCGCACCACUUGCCUGAAAGAGAUGACCAAGAGGGAUGUGCCAGGCUUUGCCAUCGGAGGUCUGAGUGGGGGAGAGAGCAAGGAACAGUUCUGGAAGAUGGUGGCAUUAAGUACCUCCAUGCUGCCUAAGGACAAGCCAAGAUACCUGAUGGGGGUUGGCUAUGCCACUGACUUGGUGGUCUGCGUGGCUCUUGGAUGUGACAUGUUCGACUGUGUAUACCCCACACGGACAGCGCGCUUUGGCUCUGCUCUGGUGCCCACUGGGAACCUGCAGCUGAAGAAGAAGCAGUAUGCCAAGGACUUCAGUCCCAUCGACUCGGGAUGCCCCUGUCCCACUUGCCAACAGCACAGCCGCGCCUUCCUUCAUGCCCUCCUGCACAGUGACAACACCGCAGCGCUGCACCAUCUCACUGUGCACAACAUCGCUUAUCAGCUGCAGCUCCUGAGCUCCCUUAGAAGCAGCAUCUUGGAGCAGCGCUUCCCUGACUUUGUGCGAAACUUCAUGCGCACCAUGUAUGGUGACCACAGCCUCUGUCCUGCCUGGGCCGUUGAAGCACUGGCCUCCGUGGGAAUCACACUCACAUGACCUGGUUGCCUGGGAGGGACGCUGGGGUAUGGGGGAUACUGAAGGAUUCUUUUUUUUAAAAGGAUUUUGUUACGGAUUUUUGUUUUCAUCUGA
This is a messenger RNA of Mesocricetus auratus (golden hamster), 1339 nucleotides long. It is a transcript of the gene Qtrt1, whose product is annotated as queuine tRNA-ribosyltransferase catalytic subunit 1. The transcript is spliced from 10 exons. Gene Ontology annotation, molecular function: tRNA-guanosine(34) queuine transglycosylase activity. The coding region runs from base 35 to 1246 and encodes 403 amino acids. The record is from RefSeq and is a predicted model, not a curated record. Gene Ontology annotation, cellular component: cytosol. NCBI's taxonomy places the organism in Eukaryota, Metazoa, Chordata, Mammalia, Rodentia, Cricetidae.